Molecule: messenger RNA, 4534 nt
Organism: Gasterosteus aculeatus aculeatus (three-spined stickleback)
Lineage: Eukaryota; Metazoa; Chordata; Actinopteri; Perciformes; Gasterosteidae
Gene: hinfp
Product: histone H4 transcription factor
Biological process (GO): anatomical structure development; regulation of transcription by RNA polymerase II
Molecular function (GO): RNA polymerase II cis-regulatory region sequence-specific DNA binding; DNA-binding transcription factor activity, RNA polymerase II-specific
Source: RefSeq, a predicted model, not a curated record
GUACGCUACACCCGGAACUAUAGACGUCUACGUUGUUGACAGGGACACAUUUGCUCAGCACACAGCCCGCGUUUCUUUUGCUCGGCCAAAACCACAGUUUAUCCCAAUUCUUUGCUUUUGAACAGCAUAUUAUUGCGUUGACGCUCCCGUUCAACUGAUGACCUAACGCAGUAAAUGAUUGCUUGUUUUAAAGUGUGUCACGACAAUGUUUCUAAAGUUCUAGAGGACUGGUAAAUGUUUCAGGGACAGUUCCUAGUUACUGGUUACAGUUACCUAACAGCACCUGGUGUUAGCUAGUUAGCACCAGGUUCUGCUCAAACCUGGUGGACGUUCGUCGCUUCGGUCUGUGGUUGAACUACUCUACAUUUAAGCCUGUUUCCCAUUCAGAGCUAUGCCUCCUAACAAACGGAUCCAUGACAAAACGCUGACGCUGGUUUGCGAGUGGAGCUCGUGCCAGGAGUCGUUCAGUCAGAUGGAUCAUUUCUGCAAUCAUGCGGAAACUCACUUUGAUGCUCUGAACGCGGCGCAGGAGGACGAAGAAGAGACAGAAGGGGUGAGAAACUGUCUUUGGAAAGACUGCGGGUUCUGCUCCGUGGAUGGUCCUGAAGAGUUGCGCAGACAUCUUUUCUUUCACUGCUACCAUUCAAAGUUGAAGCAGUUGGGCCAGCAGGUGCUGAAAGGCCAGCCACAAAUAGGGACCUGCUCCAUCUGCCACCAGAACUGCAACCUCAUCCCUGAUAUCCCAGACAAUUUCAUCUGUCUGUGGGAGGACUGUGAGCAACCGCCGUAUGAAAACCCAGCGUUUUUCUAUCGCCAUGUGGAGAUGCACAGCCUGUGCGUUGACGUACCAGCAGGAGACCACGCGUUCUCGAUACGCUGUGGAUGGAAAGAUUGUGAAGCCACUGCUAAAGGGCGUCCUAAGCUUCGGGAGCACCUGCGCAGCCACACCCAAGAGAAGGUGGUGGCGUGUCCGGGCUGUGGGGGGAUGUACGCCAACAAUACCAAGUUCUUUGACCACAUCAUACGACAGAGCGCCAUGGAAGGACAGAGGUUCCAGUGUUCCCACUGUUCCAAACGAUUUGCGACCGAGAGGCUACUAAGAGACCACAUGAGAACCCACGUGAGCCACUACAAAUGCCCGCUGUGCGACAUGACUUGUCCUUCACCCUCUUCACUUCGCAACCACAUUAAGUUCCGCCACAGUAACGAGAAGCCGUACAGCUGUGAUUACUGUGAAUACAGCUGUAAGAAUCUAAUCGACCUGCGUAAACACCUGGAUACCCACAUUAGUGACCCGGCGUUUCACUGUGAUGUUCCCAGCUGCGGCUUCACCUCUCGCACUCUCAGCACCAUGAACAUUCACCACAAAAAAGAGCAUACGGGUAAUUUUGUAGCUCGCUACAAAUGCCACGUGUGCGAGCAGUGCUUCACCCGGGGCAAUAGCCUAACUGUCCAUCUGCACAAAAAGCACCAGUUCAAAUGGCCCUCCGGACACCCACGCUUCAGGUACAAGGAGCACGAGGACGGCUUCUUGCGGCUGCAACUGAUUCGCUACGAAAGUGUGGAACUGACAGAGCAGCUGAUGAGGGAAAGACAAAGUAGUCAAGCGGAGGAGGAGGAGGAGGAUGACAGUGGUCAGAUUGAGGGCGAAUGCCCGGGGGCAGCUCCCGCAGAGCUGCAGGUAGAACUGAGAGGGGUGCUGCUGGAGGAGCAGAGGACUGAGGAGCCCACCGCCAGUGUCGAUGAGGCCAGUCAGGUCACGUUGUACGUUCUCACUGGAGGUUCAUCACAAGAAGGGGACUAGGACUCUGACAUCAUUGCACGUCUUCUGACCCAUUUUAAUGGGGGUUUACUGUUUAUUGUGUUGAUACUUAAUUUUCUAGUAUUUAUUAUUUUCGAGUUAUUCAUUGUAUCUUAUUCUGUAACGUGUAGACAGUUGGAUGCUAAUGGUGCACUGCCUGGUGAGUUGCCAGCAACUUUUACAUGGAAAUGCUGUCCCACAUAUUCAGAAAUACAUCCGCCUCAGUGUGUAUUUUAUAUCCUUCAUUUACAUCAAUGAAUAAAGUUGUGACAUUAAAAUCACCUUGGAAAUGUAUUCAUCUUAUUCAGACAUUUUAAAUAUUGCGCAAAAAUGAGCCGAACUAAGAGGAAUAUGCAUCAAUUUGCUUUGAAUCACAUGGUUUACAAAAAGCUACAUUCAUAGUACUAUCUGAAAUUCAUUAUAGUGCCCCCUUGUGAGUAACUGCUAUACUGCAACUAUUUUAUGACUACAUCGGGCACUGCUGGAGGAGAAAUGUCAUCCAAUAUGUAGUCAAACGGUUAUAAGGUGUAGAAAUAUUCACUCUUCAACUAGAUAGACUAUUUGAAGGUAUAUUUCUAUGUUCCUCCAUUUGACCAAAUAAUAUAGUAAAUUGUAAUCUUAUCCAAGGUACGUACUUACAACAUCAGGUGUUCUGUAUCCAAACACCAAAACAACUGCUUUCCAUAAACAUCCAAAUAAUGGAGACUUCUCAUUGGAAAAGCUCUGUUGAGCAGGUGACCUAAAUCAUGACAUCUUGGCUUUAGCAGUGUGGAAGAUUAGAGGCAGCGAGCAGAGCUUAGCUGAAGUGCUGCUCUCUGCUUCUUCACUCUGCAGUCAGUGAACUCUGCUCUACUGGGACGGCUUCUAAUGGCUUUGUUUCUGUUGACUUUGCAAGAAUGAUGAUGAGUUGAAUGCUGCUGGGCAGCUCUAGAACUUUGACUCAGCUCCCACAUCCAUCAUCUUUUUUUCUACAGAAACGGGUUGCAUCUGAAGAUGGACGCCAUGAUGUUACAUCCACGGCUGUUGCUGUUGUUUGGGUCCUUCCAAUUAGCCAAUUCUCAGUUGCCUGGAUGGAUUGGGGAGGUGGAAGGUAGUGGUAAGAACUCCUCUAAUGGCAGUAUGAUUUCAUUUUUCAUUCAUGUUUUGUCAUGUUUGUUUCUCUAGAAUAACAGUGAGGUAUUACUUAAUGCUCUCUUUAAAGUCUAGAAUUUGCACUUUGUUCUGGUUCUGCACCCUCUUGGUUGAAUGCAGUCGCCUUGGAUAAAAGUAUCAGCUAAAUGAUAAAUCUAAAUGUACAUUCAGAAACAUUUCCAAUACCUUUUAUAAAUGUUUGUGAUUUCUCCUGUGGUGGUACAUGAUAAAAAGCCAAUACGGAGACAGAGUGGAUUCCUCAACCAGAUCUCAUAGACGACGUGUAUUGGUCCGGGUCAGCGCCCCUUUGUUUGGCUGGCUGUAAGGCGCGACACCAGGAGUUGAGGAGAGAUCGCUGUGGAGACUCCACCUGCUGCUGGCUCGGCCAGAAGUCCCUAUGCCGAGUGAACUGUGGGAGGCCAGAUGUGGACUACAAUGGAGUGCUUCAUGGUAACGACUGGUGGGUGGGCUCUGUGGUGAGGUACACCUGUCGCUCUGGCUUCAUGCUGGUGGGAAAACCCACCAGAAUCUGCCAACCUAAUGGCCUCUGGACCCCGAAACCUACCUGCCUCAGAAUGUGUCGGCGGGGACGCAUUGAAAUCAGCGAGAGGGAACUUAACGGGACGUGCAACUCCACCUGUGCAUAUAAGAGUUACUUUGGCCCACCAAAACAAGGCUGCUCUCGGAUAGACAACUGUAUGAAGAAGGAGAGUGGCUGGAAGCGCUUCUUUGCACAGUGCAUCCCGUGCAUUUGUGACUGUGCUUUGUCAUGUGCAUCCACUGGCUAGAAUAUGGAGAAGACACAACGCUACAAUACAGUGGGGUCCAGGUGAAGAAGAAAGACACAGACAGCUACGCGAAGCCACGCAACGCUUCAUCCAGUUGUGUGGACAAAUCAGCGGACUGAAAAUCUGGAUCUUUAAAGACAUUGAUUGGAUCUGUUUGGCACACUGAAGGCUACAGCUCCGCCUGGGUGUCCAAAGAUAGGAUUUUACUCAACGACGAGAAGAUAUCAGAGCUUGAAGGUUUGAAUCCUUCAGUAUGUGAACUAUCCAUGUUUUGUGAUAUAAGUUGGCGGCGGAGUCAGGAACAAUGUUAGAGGCAGUUUCAGAGUUGGGUCAAAUAAUAAUUUGAAACACUUCAAAUCAAAAAGGUUUUACUUGAAGUGGUGGUCUGUGUUUGAUAAGAGGCUUAUCGGAUGAGGCAAACGACCGCUCACAGGAUUUGGUAACUCAGACAGCAGCUUUCUGAAUUCAUUUUAUGUGAUGGGACUAUCUCACGUGCUUUCCUUUUACAUGAUUCUGUAAACAUGUUUGUGUUUCUAAAGAAAGAAUGACAUAAAGACAAGGAGAAAAGAGAAAGGGAAGUGAAACCACAGAGAUUAGUGUCACUGCUCGUCGCUCCUCCUCUCAUUCCCUCCGUCUCCGAAGGAGAUGAAACCUUAAUCUUGUUACUGGGGGAGGAGCUUUGGUUGAGGAAUCCGUUAGAGUCCGUUAACAUGACUUUUUGUUUUGGUGUGGUGCACCAUGUUCACUUUUGUAUGUGUUAAGCAUCUACUGUGAAAAUCUAUAUGUAAUAUUGCAAAAUGAAAUCUUUAUUUCU